Molecule: messenger RNA, 1377 nt
Organism: Trichomonas vaginalis G3
Lineage: Eukaryota; Parabasalia; Trichomonadida; Trichomonadidae
Product: XAA-PRO dIpeptidase family
Exons: 1
Coding region: 1-1377 (458 amino acids)
Molecular function (GO): manganese ion binding; metalloaminopeptidase activity
Source: RefSeq, a predicted model, not a curated record
AUGAUUGACAGAGCUAAUCGCCCGAUGCCAAAGCCGGAAAUGUUUGCAGCCCACCGUGCUAAAACACUUGCAGAGCUUAGAAAGCGCAAAUUAGAAGGUGUUGUCUUAAUUUACGGUUUCCCAGAGCCAACACGCGCACAUUGCGAUUUCGAACCAGUUUUCCGUCAGGAAUCAUGCUUCUAUUGGCUUACUGGUGUCAAUGAAGCUGACUGCGCUUACUUCCUCGAUAUCGAAACAGGAAAGGAAAUUCUUUUCUACCCAGACAUUCCACAGGAGUACAUCAUUUGGUUCGGUGAACUCUCAUCCAUUGAUGAUGUCAAGAAGAGAUACGGCUUCGAGGACGUCAGAUUAAUGCCAAAGAUUCAGGAAACCCUCGCAGAAUACAAGCUUAAGAACAUCCAUACACUCCCAGAGACCUGCCUUCUUAAAGGUUACGAUGCCCUCCUUAACAAGGAAGAGUUCAUCGAUGUUGUUGGCGAACUCCGUCAAUUCAAGGAUGAUGAUGAGAUGGUUCUCAUCCAGUACGCUUGCGAUGUCAACAGCUUGGCCGUAAGAGAUACAUUCAAGAUGGUUCAUCCAAAGAUGUGGGAAUAUCAAGUUGAAGCCAACCUUGCCAAGCACUACAUCGACCACUAUUGUCGAUGUUAUGCUUUCUCAACCAUUGUCUGUUCAGGCGAGAACUGUUCUAUCCUCCAUUACCACCACAACCACAAAUUUAUUGAUGAUGGCGAGCUUAUCCUUAUGGAUACUGGCUGCGAAUACAACUGCUACGCUGCUGAUAACACACGUACAAUCCCUGCUAACGGAAAGUUCUCAGAAGACCAGCGCGGAGUUUAUCAAGCCGUUUUAGAUUGCCACAAAUACGUUAUUGCUAAUGCAAAGCCAGGUGUUUACUGGCCAGACCUUGGCUACGAAUCAGCCAAAGUAAUGGCUGCUGGUUUGCUCAAGAUCGGAUUAUUCCAGAACGGAACAGUCGAUGAAAUUGUUGAAGCCGGCGCUCUUGCAGUCUUCUACCCACAUGGACUUGGACAUGGCAUGGGCAUUGACUGCCACGAGAUCGCUGGUUGGCCACGCGGUUCCUGCAGAGGAGAUAAGCCACAUGCUUCAUUUGUAAGAUACGGCAGAACUCUCCAGAAGGGUGUCGUCAUCACUGAUGAGCCGGGAUGCUACUUCAUCCGCCCAUCUUACAACGCUGCCUUCGCUGACCCAGUCAAGUCUAAGUACAUCAACAGAGAAGUCUGCGAAAGACUCAGAAAGACUGUCGGAGGUGUCAGAAUUGAAGAUGACCUCUACAUCACUGAAGAUGGCUGCAGAGUCCUCUCCAACAUUCCAAAGGAGAUCGACGAGAUCGAAGCAUUCAUGGCAAAGAAAGAAUAA